This is a messenger RNA of Physcomitrium patens, 2347 nucleotides long. Its product is annotated as ADP-ribosylation factor GTPase-activating protein AGD7. Gene Ontology annotation, biological process: vesicle-mediated transport. NCBI's taxonomy places the organism in Eukaryota, Viridiplantae, Streptophyta, Bryopsida, Funariales, Funariaceae. The record is from RefSeq and is a predicted model, not a curated record. Gene Ontology annotation, molecular function: GTPase activator activity.
GGGAGGGAGCUCGCUGGAGGAAGGUCACCAUAGCCGUGCUCUGUCUCAACCCCGCGUGCUUUGCUCGCUCUGCCGCUGGAGUUGUGGUUUUUUUCGCUCGUGCGGGGUAGUUGCAUCGAUACCCUUAUCUUCUCCUCUCUCUUUUGCUGUCUUUCUCUCCUAAUCUGACCUCCUCUCGCCUUUUUUCUGGUCGGAAACGUCACCGCUGGGGUCUGAGUUUAAUCCUCUUUGGCGGAGUUUGAGUUUGUCCUGCGCUUUGGCCUCGGUUUGGGCUGCACGCUGCCGUGGUUACUGCAUUUCUUUUCUUUUUCCCUUCAUGGUUGUACAUCAACAGCGAACUGUCGUGGAUGUGUCUCGUACGGUUUGCAGCGUGGAGAAUCGUAGUGGCGUUUCGGGAGUCGGAGAGGGAGGCCUAGAGGAAGAGAGAGGUGCCUUGCGCAGUUGUUGCGGACAGCGCAGUAUCCUAGCGGAGUUAAGAGUGCUGCCUUAGACAUGGCCUCGCCGGCUGCUGCGGCGAAGUUGCGAGAGUUGCAAUCGCAGCCUGGGAACAAGGUGUGCGUGGACUGUUCCCAGAGAAAUCCACAAUGGGCGUCGGUUUCCUACGGUAUCUUCAUGUGCUUAGAGUGUUCCGGGAAGCAUCGAGGUCUCGGCGUGCACAUUAGCUUUGUCCGAUCCGUUUCCAUGGACUCGUGGUCGGAGAUCCAGCUGAAGAAGAUGCAGGCAGGAGGUAAUGCUGCCCUGAAUAGCUUUUUGGCAGAGUACGGGAUCGCAAAGGAAACGGACAUUGUGGCGAAGUACAACUCGAGAGCUGCAAGCAUUUACCGAGAGAAGAUUCAGGCCCUAGCGGAAGGUCGGUCGUGGAAUGCUCCGCCUGUGUCAAGGGAGAGUUCCGGCCUUACCUCGAGUAUCCCGAAGACCCAAGGGUGCACCAGAGCAUCUCCUGACUGGGAUGAUUGGGACGCCUCUGAAGUGAAGAUGGAUGCCAGGAGUAACUCACGAGAGCUGCCACGACGAGGGUCAGAUGGCUCCAUAUCGGGUUCAGGCGGUCACGGUCCCGUGCGCUCUCACAGUUCUGGGGAUAUUUAUAGCAAAUCACAGCUCGAGGCUUCGGCUGCUGGGAAAGACGCAUUUUUUGCUAGGAAGCAGAUGGAGAAUGCCUCUCGCCCGGACAAUCUGCCUCCGUCACAGGGUGGCAAGUAUGUGGGAUUUGGGUCUGGAGGUGGACGGCCUCCUCCAGCCAGGGGUCCACCUGCGGGAGGAGAUGUGUUGAACGAGACAGUGUCGGUAUUGACCCAGGGUUUUGGCCGUUUAUCAGCAGUAGCAGCAGUAGCUGCCCAGAAUGCGGCUUCUGUUCUGCAAGCAAGCACUAGUGACAUUCAAGCUAAGGUAAGGGAAGGUGGGUACGACCAGAAGGUAAAUGAGACCGUCUCUGUGGUGGCAGCCAAGGGCACAGAAGUGGGCCACAAGGCAUGGGGCUUCAUGCGUGGGGUCAUGGCAAUGGCAUCUCAACAAGUAGAGGCAUAUACUAAAGAUGGAGUGAGCGGAUCCUCCUCACAGCAUGGCUCGAGUUAUGGUUCCACUCAGAGGUAUGGUUCUCUUAAUUCCAGUAACACUGGUUACCAGGAGUUGAACGGUAACCAUUCUUGGGAUGCUCCGGCCAAGUCCAACGACGAUUGGCAAGACUGGAAUACCACGACGAAGGUUUCGAGAACAGAGUAUGACGAGGAAGAUUGGAACGCCAAGAAGGAGCCAGACUCCAGGGCCCAAACUAACACGAACAAGGAGGCUUCAGCUGGUUGGGCUGGGUGGGAUGAUCACGAUGAUGAUGGUCACGACAAUGGAACUAAAUCCCGUCAGAAGGCAGAGGAUGGAUGGGGUGAUGACUCUUGGGAUGCUGGUUUCAAGUAAGGUAGUGUUAGUAGGUGAUCAGUACAAUACCUUGGACAUCUGAUGCACACUUUUUUGGUUACUUUCCUGGGGUUUGCCUGGAUACGAUUCAGUCUAUAUUAAAGCUGAAGGUAUAUGCUUAGUUAGAGCUAUACAGCUGCAUAUAGUUUCUGGAAUAGAUUCGCAGAGGUUGCAAUCUCUUUGCAUGAUAGUUUGGGGCACAUUGCUCCCAUAGCAUUCAAGCCUUCAUUUAUUCCCUCUGCAAUUUUAAAAGUGAUGAAUAGUUGCGACUUCUCUAGUAAUAUGUGAACACGUUCUGUUUUGGAAGCUUACGAAACCUGCUUUCUGGUGUCAAACAGAAGUCUGUAUUUGGUCACUGAAACUGUAUCACAUGACCCUAAUCGUAGUGUGUACUUUUGUCCUGAAAUCAUGAAUCAAAGCGGCUGUUGGUUCUCGAAAA